AACGUGUCGAAACUACCAUUCCCGUCAGAAUGUUCAACCAGGAAGAGAACCUGUGAUGUGGUCCUAGGGUAAAACAACAUGACAGAGCUCACUGCAACAUCUCAGAACAUGAAAUGGACUUGAAUUUAUGUUAAGGAUGAGAACCUUGUAUUGUUGCGUUUCGGUAUAUCUCAUCUUGUGUUUCGUAAAACCUCAUUCGGGAGAUGAAAUCAAGGCACAGGACUCGGAGUUGGUUGUGCAUAGGAGGGAAGACGAUGGAGCCAGCCAGGUGGACCAGGUUCCACUCGCUGAGAAUCAGCAUUCCCCCAAAAUGACAGGCAAGGACCCGGCACUCAACUUGCACUCCGACGGUGUACAUGCCGAGCAGAUUAGUAGCCUGAAUGACACCGAAACUUCCAGCAAUGACACGGUCCAUGCCACCACCCAUGUGACCAAGGCUGCGACCCCUGUUCCUCCGACAGUGAAGCCCAUCUUGCCAGUGCAGACUGGAGUCAAGGCCCAGGAGGAGGAGCAGUCCAGUGGGAUGACAAUCUUCUUCAGUCUGCUUGUCAUUGGGAUCUGCAUCAUAUUGGUGCACUUGCUUAUUAAGUUCAAGCUUCACUUCCUGCCCGAGAGUGUGGCAGUAGUCUCGCUGGGGAUCCUCAUGGGAGCCUUCAUAAAGAUCAUCGAGUUUCAGGAGUUAGCCAACUGGAAGGAGGAGGAAAUGUUUCGCCCCAACAUGUUUUUCCUCCUGCUGCUGCCCCCCAUCAUCUUUGAGUCUGGGUACUCACUGCACAAGGGAAACUUCUUCCAGAACAUCGGAUCCAUUACGCUCUUCGCCGUGAUCGGAACUGCCAUCUCCGCCUUCAUUGUGGGAGGAGGGAUCUAUUUCUUGGGCCAGGCGGAUGUGAUCUACAAGAUGAGCAUGACCGAUAGCUUUGCCUUUGGGUCGCUCAUCUCCGCAGUGGACCCUGUGGCCACCAUCGCCAUCUUCAACGCCCUCAACGUGGACCCUGUGCUCAACAUGCUGGUGUUCGGAGAGAGCAUCCUCAACGAUGCAGUUUCCAUUGUGCUCACAAACACUGCCGAGGGCUUCGCUGGCUCUGAAGCCUCCACGGUGACAGGCUGGGAGACCUUCCUGCAGGCGCUGGGCUACUUCCUCCAGAUGUUCUUUGGCUCGGCUGCACUAGGCACACUUACGGGCCUCAUCUCCGCGAUUUCUCUGAAGCACUUUGACCUGAGGAAGACACCGUCGCUGGAGUUUGGGAUGAUGAUCAUCUUUGCCUACCUCCCCUAUGGGCUGGCAGAGGGGAUCAAGCUCUCCGGUAUCAUGGCCAUUUUGUUCUCAGGGAUUGUGAUGUCUCACUACACCCAUCACAAUCUGUCUCCUGUCACUCAGAUCCUCAUGCAGCAGACCCUGCGCGCUGUGGCCUUCAUGUGUGAAACGUGUGUGUUUGCUUUCCUGGGCCUCUCCAUAUUCAGCUUCCCUCACAAGUUUGAGCUCUCCUUCGUCAUCUGGUGCAUCGUGUUGGUUCUGCUGGGCCGAGCGGUGAAUAUCUUUCCUCUGUCCUUCCUGCUCAACUUCUUCCGGGACCACAAGAUCACGCCCAAAAUGAUGUUCAUCAUGUGGUUCAGUGGCCUGCGCGGGGCCAUCCCCUACGCUCUGAGCCUUCACUUGGGCCUGGAGCCCAUCGAGAAGAGGCAGCUGAUCGGCACCACCACCAUCGUCAUCGUGCUCUUCACCAUCCUGCUGAUGGGGGGCGGGACCAUGCCCCUCAUCCGCAUAAUGGACAUCGAGGAAAGCCAAACUCGCCGCAGGAGCAAGAAGGACAUCAACCUCAGCAAGACGCAGAAGAUGGGUAACACCAUCGAGGCAGAGCACCUGUCGGAGCUGACUGAGGAGGAGUACGAGGCCCAUAUUGUCCAGAGGCAGGACCUGAAAGGCUUCAUGUGGCUCGAUGCCAAGUACCUCAACCCCUUCUUCACUCGCAGGCUUACCCAGGAGGACCUGCUCCACGGCCGCAUCCAGAUGAAGAGUCUGACCAACAAGUGGUACGAGGAGGUGCGGCAGGGCCCCUCCGGCUCCGAGGAUGACAACGAUGAGACUGAGCUGCUCUGAGCAUGUUCGAGGGUCAAGGGUCACGCUCUCCGACCAACAGCAGCCAGUGGUACCAGUGCUGAGGCCAGGCCUCACUAAUCUACACUCGAACACACGGUUGAUCAUGCCACUCAUUUCCCCAACCGCUUGUUCCUCACAGCGCACCCCUCCACUGGAACAUACCACUUCAACCAAAUGGGAGAGCAGUAGAAGGAGCACUGUCAGAUAUUUGACAACACGGCUGUUACGGGGGGGGGGCUUGCGGGGGUGGGGGGCUAACUAACACUGUGGAGGUGUUAAAUUAAAAAGGUGAAUGGUGAAAGGGAAUGUUACGGGAACAUCAUUAAAGAAUCUGCGUUUUGUAAGAGAAAAGAGAGAAAAGGGAGAGUAUAACGAAAUGAUACUUGUGCACUUUCUUUAGUGUUGUAACCUUCAUGUUGUAACCUCUUGGUCAAUGUUUUUUUCUCUUUUUCACCUUAUUUACCUUCAUUUGAUUUAUGGAGGAAAGGCACAGGUGAAUGUUUCAGCAUCAGGCUUUAAGCUUAAAUGUGAAAUUUUGGUUUCUCUUUUUUUGUAUUUAUUGGGAGAGGGAUGAAGCUAAUAUAACUUAAACAAAUCUUUCUAUCACGCUCUUUAAUUUAGAUUAUUAUUAUUUGUAUUUGUCUACAUGAAGAAAGACACUAUGAAUGAAAAAAACUGUAAUGUGUUGGGGGGGGGGGCCUGACAUAGUUUGAUAAUGAAUGUUUAUAUGUCGAUAAAAUGAUUUUAUAAUGUCCUAUCAAUAGUUAUAAUAAAACACACCCUCAUCCUGUUAA
Molecule: messenger RNA, 2892 nt
Organism: Clupea harengus (Atlantic herring)
Lineage: Eukaryota; Metazoa; Chordata; Actinopteri; Clupeiformes; Clupeidae
Gene: slc9a8
Product: solute carrier family 9 member 8
Biological process (GO): potassium ion transmembrane transport; sodium ion transport; regulation of intracellular pH
Cellular component (GO): membrane
Molecular function (GO): sodium:proton antiporter activity; potassium:proton antiporter activity
Source: RefSeq, a predicted model, not a curated record